GGCUGUUUAUUGGCAAUCGUCGACGAUAGUUGUAAUACACUACAGUCUGUAGUAUUAUAGUUAUUUAGAACGACCACGCACGUCAGACAUUCGGGCUCGGGCACGUCAGAGUUUUCAGACGUCAGUCGUCACUCCCUACUCGCUAGGUUUGCACGGGUUUGCGGUGUCGAGCGCGGUUCUCGCGAUCUCAAGAUUAAAUUAUUAUUAUUAUUAUUAUUAUAUUGCGUUGGUAUAGUACAGUGUACGAAUUUUUAAUCGCGUCGUUUACUCGUUUCCUUGGCCGUACACAGUUUUUUCCUUAGUUGUAUUUUAUUUUUUUUUUUUAUAGCUAUUUUCGUUCGGUUUCCGUUUUAUUGCCCUCCGUAUUUGGUUUCCGUUACAGCGUCAUAUUAUAUUAUUUCGGACCAGGUAUCUUGAUCCGAAUUCACGUCGUUCUCCAUCAUCAGCUUACGAAGCAUUCAGUGAAAUAAAAUACAGUUCCAUGAUGGAUUUGGAAUUCGACUCUCCUACGGUGUUAAUUGAAGAUGUCACAUUGCCUUCAUUAUUGACAAGUUUUAGUACAUCUACUACCAGUUCAGUAGAAUUUACAUCAUCAGAAUCAGAGUCAGAAACUACUCGAGUACCUAUUAUCAAACAAAAAACAAAUAAAUGUAUUUAUAAAGGUCCAGUAAAAUCAUAUUCAUUAGCUGAUUUAACGAAAAUAAAGUCUUUCAAACCACUUAUACGAGAAGAUUCAGCUAUUUAUUCUACAGAAACAUUAACCAGUGCCAUGACUUCCAGAACAGAAUCAGGUAUUCAUAAUUCUAAUAGUUGUCUGAACUCAUUAGGUAAAAAUAAGAAAAAAUAUGCACAUGUUGAAAGUAAAGUAAAACAAUACAUUAAGGAUAUCAAAGAUAAUGAAGCUAAAAGUAAAGCUACUAGAUAUAGUUUACAACCUUCAUCAAGAAAACAGCAAGUAAAUAAAUAUGUUGAUGAAAUGAUUAAAAAUGAAGGUGAAGAAAUUAUAAAUUUAAAAAGCAAUUUGAAAAAACUGGAAAUUCAAUUAUUGGAGAAAAAUAGACUUAUAGAACAACUUCAAUACAAUUAUAAAGUAAUGGAAAAUAAGUAUAACUCUGCAACAAAUAUUAUUUUAAAAUUGGCUAAACCUAGUAGAGAUGUGUUAAAAUUUACUGAAAACGAAUUAAUAGAGCCAUUAUCCCCGGGUUAUAAUAUACCACCACCUAAAGAAGUAUGGGGCUGUGGUUAUAAACUAAAAUCAUCUAAUACAUUAUCAGCUAUAAGAAAAGAAAAUUUAAAUCUAGAGAAAGAAAAUGGUCUUAAAGUUCGAAAAGUGAAAUCAGGAGGUGAUUUAAUAAAUUAUUCCAAUAUUAACGCCUACAAGACACCAAGAGAUUCAAGAUCUGCUAUCCAAAAGGUAAAGUUGUGGCAAGAAUCAUUGGCAAGCACUGAUGUAUCUGAAAUGGAUACUGAUCAAGAUGUAGAAUUUCCAUCACCACAUUCAUAUUCUAUAUCGUCUAAUGAUUUGUCGUUGAGUUCAUUAGAAAUUGCACCAGUGAUGAAUAAUAAAUAUCCCAGUAAACACGAAUGCCGUAGUGAUUCAUCUGGUUGUGGUAUGUCUUCAACCAGAGUAUCUAAAGAAAAUACAUUAGUUAGUGGUAUUAAUAUAUUAGUUGAUAACAAUGAACUUUGCUCCCCCUGUGAAAUGGUAAAACUACACUCUUCUACACCUAUAAAACAUGUUGGGCAUAAUUUAUAUUCAACCAAAAACAAAAACACAGCUUUAUCAAAUAAACAAAAUGAUGAACCACAAAAACGCCGAUCAUCAAAAAAACAUAAAAAAACGAAAUCUAAAAUCGAAGAAAGCCAAUGCCCAAAUGAAGUUGAUGAAUUUAUGUGUCAAUUUAAACAUUGUAUUGGUGUCAUAAAUGGUGUAGUCACAAAAAUGGAAGAAAGCUUUAUGUCACAAAGAUAAGUUUUUUAUUUAUAAUAUGUAAUGCCUAUUUUUGUACUCCAAUGUUGUAUAAUAACAAAUUGGGUUUAAAGGUUUAUUAACGAUUAUCAUUUAUACCUGUAUAUAACUAUUUUUAUAUUGAAGGGUUUCUUGUAUUAUUAUAAAAAUUGUUUUGUUAUGAUUUUUGUUAAAAUGUUUUUUUUUUUACGCACUGUCAUUAAAAUAAAAUAAAAUAAUUUAAUAUUUUAUUAUGUUGUUAGGUAUAUAACCAAAAUUUAUAUUAGACUGUUAAGCUAGUAUCUUCUCUUAAUAGAAAUUUAAUAUAAUAUUACAUUAAUAAACUGUUUUCCAUGAAUUACUUUAUAAUAUCUAUUUAUUUUAAAACAUAUUGAACAGUUCAAAAACUAUAAUAAGUGUCUUAAAUUCUAGACAAGCCUCGUGAUAAAUUAUAUAUAUAUAUACAACUAAUGUUUAAUACAAUUUUCCCAAAAAAUCCACAUCACCUUAUCAUGACUUAUUAUUUGUAGUUCUUAUUGAACUUAUAAUAUGAUAUAUUAAUAUAAUUUAUUAUGAUAAUAAUGUAACAAUUAUAUAACUUUGUAUGCAAGCUUUUGCCAAUUAAUAAAUUUAAAUUUAAAUUAUUAGUAUAUUAAAUUUUUUUUCUAGAAAUUCAAGUAAUUAUUAUAUAAACUAAGGGUAUAGAAACUUUUCGUAUUUUGUAACUUAUGUUAUUAAGUAUGUACAAUUUAAAUUCAUAUAUGUAUGUAUUUAUAUUAUUUUUUAGUUUAAGUUAGAUGUUUUUAACAAAAUGUUAACUCUGUUAAUCUAAUUUUUCUUAUGUUUACUAUUUAAUAUUUUUUUUUUAUGUUAAGAUUUUGUUUAUUUUCUCAUAACACAAUUGUUUACUAAUUUAUGUUUAAUUAUGCUAUCAUAGAUAUUUUUGACUAAUUGAAAUAAUUGUAACUUUAAGUGCCAUAUUAGUAUCUGUCUAUAGGUGUGUUUAAUUGUUAACGACAAGACUGAUUCUACAUAAAUAAAACACUAAUUUGUUAUUUACAA
This is a messenger RNA of Aphis gossypii (cotton aphid), 3010 nucleotides long. RefSeq lists its product as uncharacterized. NCBI's taxonomy places the organism in Eukaryota, Metazoa, Arthropoda, Insecta, Hemiptera, Aphididae. Bases 482 to 1972 code for a protein of 496 amino acids. The transcript has 4 exons. The record is from RefSeq and is a predicted model, not a curated record.